This is a messenger RNA of Saccoglossus kowalevskii, 523 nucleotides long. RefSeq names its product transient receptor potential cation channel subfamily A member 1 homolog. NCBI's taxonomy places the organism in Eukaryota, Metazoa, Hemichordata, Enteropneusta, Harrimaniidae. Gene Ontology annotation, biological process: monoatomic ion transmembrane transport. Gene Ontology annotation, cellular component: membrane; transmembrane transporter complex. The record is from RefSeq and is a predicted model, not a curated record. Gene Ontology annotation, molecular function: protein binding; monoatomic ion channel activity.
UCACUCAGACUUAUCUCAAAUCUCCCGUCCACCCUCGGUGGCUUUCCCCAACAGGACUUCGUCUGUCGCACCAUAUCCACUCGAUGUAGAAACACCUGAAAACUCAGGAAGUCGGGAACACUUGGUCGAGAGCCGGGCAAGCAGCAGAGAUACAGCCACAAGUACAAAACACGUUACGAUGUCUGAGGGAGGAGGCCUCGAUUACAUGGAACUUGGAGGGGUAGUCAAAAACACAUCGUUCGAUGAAACUCACGACGAAGAACCAGGGCCCGGGACCGGGGAGCUAAGAAGAGCAGACAGUGCUGAAAUAUUGCAUGUCUCUUUACACCAGGGUGCUCGAGAUGGUAACAUAGAUCUGAUGAAACGCCUUGUGGCAAACAUUACCACCAAUAAAAAGAAGAGAAUUAAUUUACUUGACGAUGACAAGAUGACUCCAUUGCACUAUGCUGCAAGAUACAAUAACUAUCACAUUGUUACAUUACUUGUAGAACAUGGAGCAGAUGUACGUAGUAUUGGAGAGGAU